AGAUGAGCGGGCCAGCUGUUUGGAGUGUGAUGGUUUGGUUGGAGGACUUUGUGACGACUCGUCUUUCUCCGGUACCGUCCGUCGCUCGCUCUCGGCUCCUCACCCGGUCACCCUGGAUCCUCUUUCUUCAGUGGCCUCAUGUGACUCCCAGUCUAAAUACCACUGUGACUUGGUGGCAAAGAAUGGCAGCGAAGUUUACCGCUACCCAAGCCCUCUUCACGCUGUGGUUGUCCAGAGCCCCGUCUUUCUACAAAUGUUAGGUCCAAUCAGAGACGAAGGGCCUGUAAGAAGCGUUGAGGCUGGUGUUGAAGGACUGAAACUGGAGCCUUCCCCUCUUUCUGCUUCUGUUUCAGCUCCUCUUGUAUCUCAGAGCUCCUCUUGGCCAGCAACCUUUUCCUCCCAAACUCCUUCCCUUAAGCGCCUGGACAGCUAUAUCUUCAGUGUGCUGCAGCGGAGGGCCCUUCCCGUCAGGACCAGCAGACCCAGAACCAGCAUCAGCACUGACCCGUCAAAGAGCAUCCUGAGGCAGGCCAGUCUCUGUGUGAGGCAGGUGUCUGGGUUCGGUUUUGGGACUCUAAGGGGGUCUGAAUUCAGGCCCUCCUGGCCGGCUGGAGGCGCCUCAGCGGAAAGCUCGUCUCCUCAGAGGCAGUGGUCUGUGGAAAGUAAACCUGAGGAGCAGGAAACGCCGAAUGUUUUCCCUGAUGUCAGCGUCGAAACGAUGCAAAAUGGCUUCAAGAUGAACAGUGACCUGGCAGAAAACCAAAACACCUCUACUCAUAGUAUUUGCAUCCAAAAUGGCUCUUCUGUCACUCACAUUGAUACAAGCACUAACAGUCUGCUGAAACAGAAAAGCAAAAUACUUCUUCCUCCUUCAGCUGUUUCUACUCUGCCUAAAGACUUCAGGGAUCUGAGUAUUCCCAAAGCUAACUCCUCUCCCAAAGAAACCCAGCAGCCAUGUUACUUUCCCGACCAGGACCUGCUCCUUAAAUCACCAGCAGUUAUUAAAAUUUCUUCAGCUACUCCCAAGAACAGCCCAAAGCCUCUUCAAAACGUCCAGACGGAGAAAGUUGAAAGGUCAGAGGUAGCCUGUCUAGUUCCCUCCUCCCAAAGUCAGGAUGAAGCAGAAGGAGAAGGAGGUCACAACGCUAAGUACUUUUCCAGCCAGGGUCAGAAUGUCAAGCACCGUAAGAGUAGCAGCAAGAGUGUCAAGAGUGUCAAGGUGAAGACCACCACCACGACGAUGAAGACGAGUCGGACCUCUGAACACAAUGAGCAUAAGUCAGAAAGAAGAGGUGAUAAAUCCCAUCACAGGUCUAAAAAGUACCGGCUGUUGGAAGACGGAGCGUCCAUCAACAUUAAAGUCUCUAAGAAGGCACCUGGUGGUGGCAGUUCUCAUGGGAUGAACUCCUCCAGGAUCAAACGCCUCCCUGCCUCCAUCCCAGAAGGCCGAGUUUUGGACAAACACGACACAUCCACUCUUGGCAGUGUGCGGUCAGGUGCAUCCAGACAUCAUGGUCACCACCAUCAUCAUCAUCAAGGACGGGACCAGGUUGCGGUGGUUGCCAAACCCAAACACAAACGGAACGAUUACCGGCGAUUACGUGCGAUCAUGGAGCUUCAGUACGACGAGGCGUUCAGGCGUGCUCAGCGACGUCAGAGAAAGGAGUUGUUGAACCAAUCUGCGGCAAAUGUUUACCUCCCCUCUGCUGGACAGGUGAGCAGCCCGUACUCCUAUGUGGCGAGAAGUGACUCUGAGUAUUCGGCCGAGUGUGCGUCGUUGUUUCACUCCACCAUCGUCGACACCAGUGAGGAUGAGAGGUCCAACUACACCACAAACCGCUUUGGAGACAGUGAGUCCAGUGAAGAGGAAUACAUCGAGGAGAGCACCACCACGAGUGACACUGAGGAGAGUGGAGGAGGUGGUGCAGGGGGAAUGGGAAGAGGGAGGAACCAGUUAGGGGCAACUGGGGCCAGGGUGGCGGGGCAGGAAAUGACUCCAGCUCAGGCAAAGGCCUUCGUCAAGAUCAAAGCUUCUCGAAACCUGAAGAAGAAGAUCUUGAGGUUCAGGUCGGGUUCUCUCAAACUCAUGACCACCGUUUGAGUCAGCAGCUGUUCACAACCACACCCAUGUGACAAUUCCCGGAAAGGCUAAACAAAUACAAAUUAAAGUGGUAUAAACAAACAAUAAUAGUACAACUAAAAAACUCGGGCUAAAUUGAAUUUCAGCUCCUACUUCUAGCAUACUUCAACCAGACCUGAUGGAAAAGCAGACUGUGGAUGGACAAGUGCUGCAUUUACAAAAUGGAAAAACACUUUUCUAUAAUUACAUUUGAACUAUCGCCAAGCCUCUUUUGCCUGAGGGACAGCGCCAAACUAGUAAUUAAUAUUUGUAAAAACUUGUGUGACCUUUUGUUUACGUCAACAAACAUGAAAACGAAAAGUGCUUUUUCCUUAAUUAGCUCAUAUCCUGUUUAGCUUUUAAGAAGGUACAUUGGAUUCCUUCUAACACAGCCUUUACUGUUAACCAGUCGAGUCCAUCUGAACAACCCAGUAUUGUGGUAAUCACAGGUGAAAGAUACGUUUCCUCUAUUGCCAUUUCUUCUUGUGUUCUUCGGUAUGAUUCCUAAAUGCAAAAAGGGAACAAGGAGGGAUGAUUUGGUGUAUCCUUUAGUUUGUCAGUAACCUUGCAAAAGUUACAUAAGCUACUUGAUCUGCAACCAUAUGGCCUUAUUAACUUCCUGUGUCUAAAUUUACCAUCAUGCAGAUCAUGUGGGGUUUCAGUUACCCACCCCUCAUACCACAGCACUGGGUUGUUCACAUAGUCUGUAGGUAAACACAAAUAACACCAAACAUCUGAGGGCGCUAAGGAGUGUGAACUUAUAAGUUCCCACAUCAAACAAAUCAACAUGGCAGCCAAAACAGUAAAUGUGUAUCACUGCAUUCAGGAUUUAAGGAGCAUUAGAUGCUUUUGGGGAACUACAUAUUUUGAAAAAGGUGAAGGGUUGGUUUGGAGUUUUGGAUUUAGCCGAUUAUAUUGUCUUUCCUCCAUCUUUCCUGGCCAAACAAGUGCCUCAGCCUAAAGAAGAGAAAUCAAGCUUUUCUGUCUGCUUCAAACUGAAUAGUCUGCAGCCAGAGUAUUUUGUAUCUAUUGUCAAAGUUCCCUUCUACUGCUUCCCAAGGUUUCUUUUAUAUCUCCCCAGCAACAAAAUAUCCCAGUUCAGAAAUACUGGUAAGUUAUUGGAAUCUCUAAAAAAAAUGGUUUUGGAGAGCCCCAAAAGCCAGAGGGUUUUAUAGUCUUGAGGCCAUGAAAAUAGGCCAAAUAAUAAUAAUAAUAGGGGGCCACACACUGAUCUCAUGUUUGGACAGUCCAGAAAGCAUUUUAGAACAAGCAUACUGAGGCUUAAUGUAAUAAGAGGGGCUGUAGUCAGGUUUGCAGAGUUUAUUGGAAAGUUGGAAAGUGAUUUUAGGGGCUCCCUACAUGGUUCUCAAAACGUCUCCAGAAGGUUCUUCAGAAAGUUGUCCAGAAGGUUCUUCAGAUGUUCCUACAUAGUGAUGAGGUUGUCCCUUGCUACAGUUAUCUCCUUAUUUCCUGCACUUUGAGACAAACUGUCAGCAGACAGGACGACCGGUGUACCAUCGUUAAUCUGUCAUUUGUGUGUAGCUUUGUUUUGUAUUUAUUAUAACAUGAACUUUUCCCUUUGUUGUAGCGUACCUACACGGCACGCCAAACGUCUGUAAAUGCUUUUUUUUCACAGUCAUGAUUUACGAUGUUAAUUUUUUUGAUGAAAGCUAUUUAAAACCUAAUAUAUUUGCCUUAGGAUACCAGGCAUGGUACCGACUGACAGCUGGUCAAACAGCAGUUUAUAUAACAUUUAUACACUAAAGAUGAUGUGUCCUUCUUAAUACUUUCACCACUGUUGCCGACAUUUCUUAUGGUUUUGCAUUAUAACAAUUGUGGUCAAAUCUUCUAUGUCUGGUUGUGUGAUAAUCCUGCUUUCAGAUCAGUGAAAUUAACUGUUUCUCUACAUACUGACACCUAAUGUAAGCAAAAAGACCUCUUGGUUCGAAUGCCUUGGACAUACAUGUGGAUUGUUCCUACUUUUUUUUUUGUGUCAAUAUCAAAAUAUGUUUGUGGACAUUCAUAAAAUCUGCAACAAUAAAGUCAAUGAAAGACUGUCAAGACCUACAUUAUAGGUCAACUGGAUGUCAAACCAACCUAACGUAGCCUGGUUUUAGCCAGUUUGAUGCCUUUUUACCAACACAAUGUUCAUAUAUCUUUCUAUAACAAUUUAUCUUAUAUAGCUUCCAUUAACAGUCCAUUUUUCUUUUUCAUACAGGUCUCUCAAAUAAGACUUGGAUGUUUCAGAUAGAUAUCUUUGUGUCUCCUACAGAGAUCAGUUCAGUUUGUGGUUAGCUUAGCUUAGCUAUACAACAGUUGGCUCAAUCAUAAUAUUAGGUGUUUUGUUAGGUGUUUACAUAGCUACAUGGGUUGGUGAAAAUAUAAACCAACAUAACUUCAGCUGCCUACAACAGCUAGCAUAUGUUAUGAUAGCUGUUUCUAGCUAACGAGUGCAUACCAGAGUGUCCUUAGCCUAGAGGAGCUCAAACACUUAUAGCAGGGGGAAAUUGUUAGCCUAGCUUCAUCAAAAGAGAAGGAAUCUAUCUUAUGAUUUACAUAUUGUUUAUUAAAAGGUUUAAAAAUGUGGAAUGUAGACACUGUGUUUUAAGCAACAGUUAGCAUUGAAGCUAUUGUUAAAUCUAUUUGUUGAAAUGUUAUCUAUCUGUGAGCUACUUUUUUAGCUAGCAAGCUAACAUGUGCAAUCUCUAACUGACAGUUUAAGGAUUAGCAUGGAAGUAAGGGAUAGGAGGUAUUUGAAAUAUAAUUUAACAGUCAAAUUAAAGUGUAUGAUGAAUUUAAAUUAACAUCAGCUAGCUUUAAGCUACAUGCUGUUUUUGUUGUAGGCUAAGUGACAUGACUUUAAUGCUUGGCGGUCCCAUUGUAUUUUUUGGUUUAAUAACUACACUUUAUGUCACUUUAAAAUGUCUUGUUAGGGUGCCAUAAGCUUGGGAACAAAGGUCCAUGGGGCAUAAAUACACUCUGAUAUAACUAAGCUAACAGUUCCCCUCUGCUUCCAGUCUUUGUGCUAAGCUAGGCUAAACAUGCAUAAAUAAAACUGAUAUCCGUCUUCUCAUCUGACUCUCGGAAUGGCAGCAAAAAACAAAAUGCCACAGCUUUACAUAUAAAACUAGCAACAAGCCCAUGCUAAGUUGCUUAAAGCUCUUUCAAGUCAUUGUUCACGUCUAUUUUGGUCCAGAGGUUACAUGUUCCAGAUAUAAACAACUUCAACAAAGCUUUAAAAAGCCACAGAAAGCUUCUUUCCAGCUGUCAUGUCCUGUCUCUUUGUUGUGAGCUAUUUUGAGCUUUUUAUGACUUGUGGAUUUUAUCUGUAAAAACUUUAUAUUUAAACCUUAACAGCCAAAAACCUUCAACCAAAAGUGAAACUUCACAGUCCUUGUGAGCUGUUACACACUGAUACUCCUGUAAAUGACCAUAUAUGCAACUGUAAAUGACUAUUACGGAUGUGAGUGUUUAUAUAAUUUCUCUGUAUGCCAAUACCGGUGCUUAAUCUUUUUAUGCUUCAUUAAAUGUGGACUUUGACAUUAA
Messenger RNA from Gymnodraco acuticeps, 5665 nucleotides. It is a transcript of the gene dact1, whose product is annotated as dishevelled-binding antagonist of beta-catenin 1. The record is from RefSeq and is a predicted model, not a curated record. Lineage: Eukaryota; Metazoa; Chordata; Actinopteri; Perciformes; Bathydraconidae. Gene Ontology annotation, biological process: negative regulation of JNK cascade; regulation of Wnt signaling pathway, planar cell polarity pathway; negative regulation of canonical Wnt signaling pathway. Gene Ontology annotation, cellular component: cytoplasm.